AUGAUAAAGCCUAGAAUCCUGAAAGACUCCUCCCCGCGUGAGUCAUCGGCCCGGGGAGGCUUAGGCAGCGGCUCCGGGUCGGUGGCCCCAGGACGCAGGAGCGGGCGAUGGGGCCGAGCCGGGCCGCAGGGUCCCCCGCGCCCCGGGCCCCGGCGCCCGCCGCCGCCGCUGCUGCCGCUGCUGCUGCUGCUGCUGCCGCCGCCGCCCCGGGCCGGGGGCUUCAACCUGGACGCGGAGGCCCCGGCCGUGCUGCCCGGGCCCCCCGGCUCCCACUUCGGCUUCUCGGUGGAGUUCUACCGGCCGGGCGCCGACGGGGUCAGCGUGCUGGUGGGGGCGCCCAAGGCGAACACCAGCCAGCCGGGCGUGCUGCAGGGCGGUGCUGUCUACCUCUGUCCCUGGAGCGCCAGCCAGGUGCCGCCGUGCUCCCCGAUCGAAUUUGACAGCAAAGGCUCCCGGGUCCUGGAGUCCUCGCUGACCAGCCCGGAGGGGGCGGAGCCCGUGGAGUACAAGUCCUUGCAGUGGUUCGGGGCCACCGUGCGGGCCCACGGCUCGUCCAUCUUGGCCUGUGCCCCCCUGUACAGCUGGCGCACGGAAAAGGACCCGCUGAUCGACCCGGUGGGCACCUGCUACCUCUCCACCGACAACUUCACUCGCAUCCUGGAGUACGCGCCCUGCCGCUCGGAUUUCAGCUGGGUGGCCGGACAGGGGUACUGCCAAGGAGGCUUCAGCGCCGAGUUCACGAAGACUGGCCGGGUGGUGCUGGGCGGACCAGGAAGCUACUUCUGGCAAGGCCAGAUCCUGUCCGCGACUCAGGAGCAGAUAGCAGAGUCCUACUACCCCGAGUACCUCAUCAACCUGGUCCAGGGGCAGCUGCAGACGCGCCAGGCUAGUUCCAUCUACGAUGACAGCUACCUGGGAUACUCUGUGGCCGUGGGCGAGUUCAGUGGUGAUGACACGGAAGACUUCGUGGCUGGCGUGCCCAAGGGGAACCUGACUUACGGUUAUGUCACCAUCCUCAAUGGCUCCGACGUCCGAUCCCUCUACAAUUUCUCAGGGGAACAGAUGGCCUCCUACUUCGGCUAUGCAGUGGCUGCCAGCGACAUCAAUGGUGACGGACUGGAUGACCUCCUGGUGGGGGCCCCCCUGCUCAUGGAGCGGACGGCAGACGGGCGGCCUCAGGAGGUGGGCCGGGUGUACGUGUAUCUGCAGCGCCCGGGCGGCAUGGAGCCCACGCCCGCCCUCACCCUCACUGGCCGCGAUGCCUUUGGCCGAUUUGGCAGCUCUCUGACCCCUCUGGGGGACCUGGACCAGGACGGUUACAACGAUGUGGCCGUCGGGGCCCCCUUUGGUGGGGAGAGCCAGCAAGGAGUGGUGUUUGUGUUCCCUGGGGGCCCCCGGGGGCUGGGCUCCAAGCCUUCCCAGGUGCUGCUGCCUCUGUGGACAGCCGGCCACAGCCCGGACUUCUUCGGCUCUGCCCUUCGAGGAGGCCGGGACCUGGACGGCAACGGAUACCCGGAUCUGAUCGUGGGGUCCUUCGGCGUGGACAAGGCUGUGGUCUACAGGGGCCGCCCCAUCGUGUCCACGAGUGCCUCGCUCACCGUCUUCCCUGCCAUGUUCAACCCCGAGGAACGCAGCUGCAGCUUGGAGGGGAACCCGGUGGCCUGCAUCAACCUCAGCUUCUGCCUCAACGCUUCCGGGAAGCACGUGCCCGACACUAUCGGCUUCACGGUGGAGCUGCAGCUGGACUGGCAGAAGCAGAAGGGAGGCGUUCGGCGGGCGCUGUUCCUCGCCUCCAGGCAGGCCACCCUGAUUCAGACGCUGCUCAUCCAGAACGGGGCCUGGGAGGAGUGCCGGGAGAUGAAGAUCUUCCUCAGGAACGAGUCCGAGUUCCGAGACAAACUCUCCCCGAUUCACAUUGCCCUCAACUUCUCCCUGGACCCCCGAGCGCCCGCCGACAGCCACGGCCUGCGGCCCGUCUUGCAUUACCAGAGCCAGAGCCGGAUAGAGAAGAAGGCUCAGAUCUUGCUCGACUGCGGCGAAGACAACAUCUGCGUCCCAGACCUGCAGCUGGAAGUGUUUGGGGAGCAGACCCGCGUGUACUUGGGCGACAAGAAUUCUCUGAACCUGACUUUCCAUGCCCAGAACGUGGGUGAGGGCGGCGCCUACGAGGCUGAACUCCGGGUCACCGCACCCCCGGAGGCUGAGUACUCCGGGCUCGUCAGAAACCCAGGGAACUUCUCCAGCCUGAGCUGCGACUACUCCGCGGUGAACCAGAGCCGCCUGCUGGUGUGCGACUUGGGCAACCCCAUGAAGGCGGGCGCCAGCAUCUGGGGUGGCCUUCGGUUCACAGUCCCGCAUCUCCGGGACACGAAGAAAACCAUCCAGUUUGACUUCCAGAUUCUCAGCAAGAAUCUCAACAACUCCCAGAGCGACGUGGUGUCCUUCCGGCUGUCCGUGGAAGCGCAGGCGUUGGUGUCCCUGAAUGGUGUGUCCAAGCCCGAGGCCGUGCUCUUCCCGAUGACAGACUGGCACCCCCGGGACAGGCCGCAGGAGGAGGGCGACGUGGGCCCCGCGGUCCACCACGUCUAUGAGCUCAUCAACCUGGGCCCCAGCUCCAUCAGCCACGGCGUACUGGAGCUCAGCUGCCCCCACGAGCUGGACGAUCUCCCACUCCUCUACUUGACCAGGGUCACCGGGCUCAGCAACUGCACCACCAGCCACCCGCCCAACCGACAGGGCCUGAAGUUGGACCCCGAGGGCUCCCAGCCCCACCAGCUGCACCGGCGGGAAGCCCCUGGCAGAAGCCCGACCUCUGCGGGACCUCAGAUCUUGAAAUGCCCAGAGGCCAAGUGUUUCAAGCUGGCCUGUGAGCUCGGGCCCCUGCACCGGCAAGAGAGCCGGAGUCUACGGCUGCAUUUCCGAGUCUGGGCCAAAACCUUCCUGCAGAGGCAACACCAGCCCUUCAGCCUGCAGUGCGAGGCCGUGUACGAGGCCCUGAAGAUGCCCUACCGGAUCCUGCCUCGACAGCUUCCCCGGAAGGAGCUGCAGGUGGCCACCGCCGUGCAGUGGACCAAGGCCGAGGGCAGCCAGGGAGUCCCGCUGUGGAUCAUCAUCCUCGCCAUCCUCUUCGGCCUCCUCCUCCUGGGUCUGCUUAUCUACAUCCUCUACAAGCUCGGAUUCUUCAAACGCUCCCUCCCGUACGGCACCGCCAUGGAGAAGGCCCAGCUGAAGCCUCCGGCCACCUCUGACGCCUGAGUCCUUCCCAUCCCAGACUCCCGAUCCUGAAGGCCCAACUCCCCGGCCCCGUCUGCGGACAGGGAGCGGGAUGGGCGCUUUCUGAAGGUGCUGAGGGCCGGGAGACGCUCCUCUCCCCAGCCCAGAGACAUACUUGAAGGGCCAGCGCCGGGGGGGUGCGGAGGAGCUGGGGUCCCCUCCCCCAAGCACUGUGAAGGACCCUUGUUUACACACGCCCUCCUCGAGGAUGGGGGAGCUCCGAUCCAGGGACCGCAGCCCCAGCCUCCCCGCAGCCUCUGCGUUCUGGAAAGAGUUUCCUGAAAACAACUUGGAACCUUCCUUCCUUCCUUCCCUGGGGAACCUAAUCCCGGAUCUCUGGGCCCCGACGUGCCACCAGGACUUCCUGCCUCGCUCCAGCCUGCGGAGAGCAGCCAGAGACGCCUACGAAGCUCCCAGCUAAGGCCCCGGGCCCUGGGCCGUGAGACCCGGCAGCUGUGGCCAGGCCGUGCCCUACAGGCCGACAAGGAAGCAUCCGAGGCAGAUGCCGCGCUCAGGACCGAGCCCAGACAAGGGUCACUGCUGGCCCAGAGCCAGCCCGGAGGGGCAUCAGGACGCUCAGGAGGCUACGCGGAGCCUGGGACCGGGCGUGGAACUGAGAUCCAGACUCAGGCCCGGGAACAGAAGCGGGCAGUUUCCAGAGAACACUUGAACCUGCUCCCGCCCCAGGCCCAGGGCCCCCUUCGUCCCUGCCUCCGGGGGAGCCGGGUUUGCCCAGGACCCCACCAGGGCGAUGACGGCCACAGAUCUGGAACCUCAGCGUGGCCAGGCGCUGGCCUUCCCGGGUCCCCGGACAGAGGGAAGCCCGCUGCCCUGGGCCUCGGGGCUGGGGUCUGCCACCGUGCACUGAUGCUGCCCCUACUCCCACCGUCCGACCCUCCCCUCCCCUUGGCUCCGGAUUUUCGGGACUUAUUUAAACUCUGUUGCAAGUGCAAUAAACCCAGCCCGGUGCCCCCACUGACCAGAGCUGGCGUCUGGG
Sorex fumeus (smoky shrew) is the source of this 4270-nucleotide messenger RNA. It is a transcript of the gene ITGA5, whose product is annotated as integrin subunit alpha 5. Gene Ontology annotation, cellular component: integrin complex; external side of plasma membrane. Gene Ontology annotation, molecular function: integrin binding. Lineage: Eukaryota; Metazoa; Chordata; Mammalia; Eulipotyphla; Soricidae. The record is from RefSeq and is a predicted model, not a curated record. Gene Ontology annotation, biological process: integrin-mediated signaling pathway; angiogenesis; cell adhesion mediated by integrin.